This is a messenger RNA of Tilletiopsis washingtonensis, 3413 nucleotides long. RefSeq lists its product as hypothetical. Bases 34 to 3270 code for a protein of 1078 amino acids. The transcript is spliced from 2 exons. The record is from RefSeq and is a predicted model, not a curated record. NCBI's taxonomy places the organism in Eukaryota, Fungi, Basidiomycota, Exobasidiomycetes, Entylomatales.
GGCUCGAGCAGCAGCUCGGCGUCGCUCAGCGGCAUGUCGAGCUCGAGCAGCGCCGCCAGCCUCGGCAGCGGCGUGGCGCGCCAGUGGCAUGCGCGCGCUGCCACGCGGGCUGCGCGCGACUGGCCCUCGCCGCCCGUGCGUGUCCUACCAGUGCCCAAGGUACAUGCGGCUGCCGCUGCUACGCCGGCAAAGGCGCACGACGCCCCACCAUCCAGGGCGCAGGGCUCGCCGCCGGAGGUCGAUCGUGCGGCACAGGCAGCUGCGCAGCGGCAUCCCAACGGCUAUCCAGGCCAGGUCACGGGCGUCACGCGGCGGCGCAGCGCGCAGAACAUCGUCCUCCUGGCCAGGUCGCAGCCAGCGCGCGAGCCGCAGCAUGUGGCGCCAGAUUCGGCAGGCGCACUCUCAAGAGCAACAGCAGGCGGGCUGAUUCCUCGUGCUCCGCGUGAGACGCACUCGAGCCCGCCCCAGCCGCGCAGCUCGGCGCGUCGCCGGCCGGCAGAGUGCACCGGCUCGCCGGGCAAGCCGCGCACCGCCACCAUGCCGGCACCGGCGGACAGCGUCCUCCCGCGCUACUCUGACGCCGAAGGCAUGGCACGUGUGCGCGCAAAGGAGGCUGCCACGCAGGAGCGCUGGCGGCGCGUGCGCGAGCAGGUCGAUGCGCAAAAGGAGCGCGAGCGGCGACGCGAGGAGGAGGAGCGGCAGGCGAGCAGCCGCGACAGCGAGUGGAUCUCGACGGACGCGGACAUGAGUCGCGGAUCGAGCGCCCAGGGCCUGGCUCCGCCUGCGCGCCUUGCCGGCGAUGUGCCGCUCUCCAUCAACGAGAUCAUCCGCCGCGGCUCCGAAGGCCUUCGUAUCGCGCCGCGUGGCUGCGUUGGCGCCGACUCGCCGGCGUCGCCGUCGACGCUGCAGCGCAGUCCACGCCUCGAUCUGCGAGCUGCUGCGGCGGGUGCCGCUGCCGACGUGCCCGCAACGUAUGCAGCGUCGAGCCAUGCACUCGGCAGGGAUUUGCCGCACACGCCGCGCAGCGCACGUGUGCCUGUGCGCAGCAUCAACGACAUCAUCAAUGGCAUUCCGCUCCCGCCGGCAGCUCUGCGCAGCGACGCCAGCGCGGCAAACCAGAGCGACGCAACGCCCCGCCUGCGCACUAUCAGCGCGGCAGCAUCCGAUGACGGCACGCUCAGCGAUGCGUCAGAGUCGAGCGUCGACUCCGUCGGGCGCGAAGUGCGCGAGACCUUGCGCGCCUCGCAGUUGAUCAACCCGCAAACGCGCACACAUCGCUCGCUGCUCAAGGACCGGCGAGAUGCAGCCGCAAGUCCCACACUAGAGCUGCCGGACACGCACCGUUUGCAUCACGCCACGAGCUUUCCGACUCGGCCCGCGCGCAACCAGACACCGUCGCCGCAACUCGGAGCCAGCGAGUUCGGUGCGCUGCAGAAGCCGCCGGUCUACGCGCGCAAGUCUGCGCCGGGCUCGGCAAACGCGAGCGUGCGCAACCGCACGCUAUCCAACAUCAGCGUCGCUUCGGCGAACGCCCGUCUCGCCUCCUCGCAGACACCUCGCUCAGCUGAGGCAGCGCCGCCUGUCCCGUCGCUGUCGGCCAGCGAAGAUGCCAGCGUCAGCAGCUUCAUCCGCUCGUCGAAGCUGACGCGCGUCGUGACGCUCUCGCGCGCGCCGUAUGCUGGCCUGCGCGUCUCGCUCGCAGACGUGGGAGACCCAGUCGGGCACCCAGUCGUUGUCUUCCUCGGCCUUGGCGCCGUGCGCUACCUCGUCGGUCUCUACGACGAGAUGGCAGCCGCAAUGGGCCUGCGCCUCAUCUGCGUCGACCGCUGGGGCAUGGGCCGCACCGACGACCUGCCCUCGGAGCGCCGCGGCGUGCUGCUGUGGAGCGGCGUAGUGCACGAGGUUGCGGACGAGCUUGGCUUGUCGCGCUUCUCUGUCCUUGCGCAUUCGGCAGGCGCCCCGUACGCUAUGGCGACCUGCCUCACAAGCUCGCCCGGCACAAUCGCAGGCCCUGCGCAUCUUCUGGCGCCGUGGGUUGGUGCCGAGGUGGAGAGCGGGUACAAGUGGCUCAAGUACGUGCCCGACGGCAUCAUCAAGACGGCGCAGGCGGCAGAGUGGCGCAUGCAGGGCUGGAAGCUCGGCAAGCUGCCGACGCUGCAGACCGACACGCCACCGCUCGGCACGGCCGCGUCACGCAAAGGUCGUGGCUCGCAAGAGCCGUCGAGCUCAGAUCCGCCGAUGUCGCCACACGAUGCAUCGCAGAACGCAGCUGAUGUGUCACUCGACGCAGCGCUCAAGACGCCUACGCUAAAUGUGCCAAGCCCCGUGCUCUCCUCAACACGGCCGCUCAAGCAAAAGUCGAGCAAGACCGGCCUCUUCGGCGGAAUCUUCGGCGCCACGAACGGGCCGCAGUCGCCGCGCCGCUCGCCAACGCCGUCCACACCCGCUACGCCUGCGCUGCCCGAUGCCUCUGCGCUCUCGUCGCCCAGGCAGACUGCAGCGCCGUCGGCCUUUGCCAGCAUCGCAGCGCGCAGCGAGAUGCCGACGUGGGAGUCUUCCAGCUCACUUGCGGGCAGUGCGGGAGCGGCACGCUUGGACACGUCGCCAGCAGCAUCGCGCGACGCGCGGCCGUCGCUUGACGGCGUGCCCAAGCUCACUGCGCGCCGCAGUCUGCGUGUGCUGAAGCGUUCGGCGUCUGGCGUGGACGUGACUGCGGCAGCAUCCGUGCCUGCAGAUCCGUCACAAGGGUCGAAGGUCACGCGGCGCAGCAGUGUCAUGGGCCCUGCCGACGGCGCCCGUGGCAGCAGCGCAGGCUCCACUGCCCUGUCAUCGCCUGCCGCUCUCUCAUUCCCAGCAUUUCAAGAUGGCAGUGGCCCGUCGACGCCGACGCACGCAGCCUCGUCGUCCUCGUCUGUCUCCUCUGCCACGACCCGCGGCGGCUCCAGCGGGCCGGCGAGCGACCUGCCCACGGCGCUGCUGCGUGCCUCGCACGCCGAGUCGCUCGCCGGCGGCACGGCCGACCUGCUCACGAUCCUCGGCCGCUCGUCGCAGCGGCCGUGGGGCUUCUCGUACCCGGAUGUGCGGCACCCUGUGCUCGUCUGGCACGGCGACCGCGACGAGCGCAUCUCACUCGCGUCUGCGCAGUGGAUGGAGCGCGAGAUGGCAGACUGCACCGUGCGCGUCGUCAAGGGCGCCGGCCACGGCCUCAUGACCAACAUCGACGUCGUCGUGUCCGCUCUCGAGAGUAUCGCCUCAUACCGCGACCUCUGAGUCCUGCUUCCUUAUCUGCCUCCUCACAUAUCCUCGCCGCGUCCUAAUCAUUCCGUCACGCUCUCCUCUGCUCCUGCCGCCAUACCCGCCGAGCGCCAGCGCGCGCUCUCAUCCCACAUGCACGCAUGCAAUCGAUUCCCUCC